GUUUCAUUCACACUCAUUUCACAAUCCUAGCCUAGAAAAGACCCACGAUAUAUCAAACUCAUAUGAUUAUUAAUGACUAUGAUAUCUUAAUAAGAAGAUUCAGAUACCCUCAACAGAAAACAAAACAAACUAAAUGGAAAAUUUUCAUCUCUUUCAAAACCAAACCAUUCUUAGCUUUGAACUUUGAGCUCAAACUCCAACAUUCCUAACAAAGAAAAUCCAAACAUCUUCUUUAGACAAACAUGAGUAACUGGUUAGGAUUUUCUCUCACUCCACACUUGAGGAUUGAUGAAGAAUUUGGUACAGAAAACCAAAACCAAAACCAAAACCAUGUAGCUGAAGGAUCAGAAAUAGGAAGAAACUAUGUUACUCCUUCUUCUCAUCCUCAUCCUCAUCAUUUAUCUAUUAUGCCUCUACGUUCUGAUGGUUCACUUUGUGUUUCUGAUUCCUUUACUCCUCAAGAAUGGAGAUAUGAGAAUGCAAUAACUGAUGGAAAUUCAAAUGAAGAAGGACCAAAACUUGAAGAUUUUUUGGGAUGUUACUCAAACCAAAACCAGAAUAGUACUACUACUAGUACUAUGUCUAAAAUUAAUGUUAAUGUGUCACCAAGUUUUUGUACCAAUAAUAAUCCAGAGAUUGACACAAGGGAGAAUCUAACAAACCAAUCUUUGAUUCACUCUUUUCAUGCAUAUAAUGAUCACAGCAACAACAAUCAUCAUGCUUUAAUCCAUGAUAAUAGCAUGUAUAAAUCUUGGAUGACUCAAACUCAGUUUUCUUCUGAGGGGAAAACAACUUCUAGUGAUGGAAAUGGUUUUCAAUCUCUUAAUUUGACUAUGAGUCCUUGUGUGCAAAAUGGUGUUGGUGGGGGUGUUGGUAGUGCAAUUUCUAAUGUUCAAGUGAAUGAAGAUCCUAGGAAAAGGUCUUUGUCAAAAUCUAAUGCUAGAGAACCUGUUCCUCGUAAAUCUAUUGAUACUUUUGGACAAAGAACUUCUCAAUACCGUGGUGUUACAAGGCAUAGAUGGACUGGGAGAUAUGAAGCACAUUUAUGGGAUAAUAGUUGCAGAAAAGAAGGGCAAACAAGGAAAGGAAGGCAAGUUUACCUUGGUGGGUAUGAUAAGGAAGAAAAAGCAGCAAAGGCUUAUGACUUAGCUGCACUGAAGUAUUGGGGUCCAACAACUCACAUAAAUUUCCCUUUAAGCACUUAUGAUAAGGAACUUGAAGAAAUGAAGCACAUGACUCGGCAAGAAUUUGUCGCCAAUUUAAGAAGGAAGAGCAGUGGAUUUUCAAGAGGUGCGUCUGUGUAUAGAGGUGUGACAAGACACCAUCAACAUGGAAGGUGGCAGGCUCGGAUUGGAAGGGUUGCAGGAAACAAGGACUUGUAUCUUGGUACAUUUAGCACGCAAGAAGAGGCUGCAGAAGCAUAUGAUAUUGCAGCAAUCAAGUUUAGGGGAACAAGUGCUGUGACCAACUUUGACAUAAGUAGGUAUGAUGUCAAGAGAAUAUGCUCAAGUUCAACUCUAAUUACCGGAGAUCUCGCAAAACGUUCUCCUAAAGACUCCACCCCUCCCGCAACCACAGCCGAGGACUUCAAUUCAUGUGGAAGUUCAUCGACACUUUCUCAGCCGCCUCCUCUGACUAUUACUGAUGGUGAACAACAUUCUGAUGAAUUGUCCAACAUGGUGUGGAAUUCCAACAACGACGAGCAAAAACCUCAGAACGGCACCAACAUCACCGAAUCAUCACAGCACGGUUCACCAAGCAACAAGAAUGAGAUGAACCCUCAAAGUCCCAAAUGUUCAUUGGGACUACCUAAUGAGUUUGGAGUGAGUGGAGCAGAUUAUGGACAUGGUUACUUCACACUGCAUGGACCAAAAUUUGAUGAUGGAAGCAAUGAAAAUGACCACAUGAACAACAAUAGGCUUGGAAAUUUGGGUUUGGUUAAUCAAGUUCCUAUGUUUGCUUUGUGGAAUGAAUGAAGGGAAUGUUUUGACAUUAAAAAACAUUAGCUUAGGAAUUAAAUCAAAUGUCAGAAUUAUUAUUGUUGAAUGAUUAUUUAUGUUUGGUAUAUGGUAGUAACAUGUUUUUCUUUUGAAGGAAAAGUUAUGUCAGAAAUGUUGAUUC
This is a messenger RNA of Medicago truncatula (barrel medic), 2121 nucleotides long. RefSeq names its product AP2-like ethylene-responsive transcription factor AIL1. The record is from RefSeq and is a predicted model, not a curated record. Gene Ontology annotation, molecular function: DNA-binding transcription factor activity; DNA binding. Lineage: Eukaryota; Viridiplantae; Streptophyta; Magnoliopsida; Fabales; Fabaceae. The transcript has 9 exons. The coding region runs from base 243 to 1976 and encodes 577 amino acids. Gene Ontology annotation, biological process: regulation of DNA-templated transcription.